CGUUGCUAAGUAACAGCUACACGCCCUCCGUGAGGAUGAGCUAGCUAACCGAGUUGGAGAAAAACUACAAACAUUUUGUGUUUCUUCACGUUCAUCCUGUCGCCAUGGCAGCUGUUAAAGACGGAGAAUACACGGCUACGGUCUACAGACUGAUUAAAGAUAGAAAAUAUGUUGAAGCCAUUCAGAUCCUGAGCAGCCAGCUGCAGAAACACACAAAGUCCAGGGCGGCCCUGUCUCUGCUGGGUUUCUGCUACUUUCACCUGCAGGACUUCAGCAGCUCUGCAGAGUGCUACGAGCAGCUGAGCCAGCUGCACCCUGAGGUGGAGGACUACAGACUGUACUACGCCCAGUCUCUGUACAGGGCCGGGGCCUACCCUGAAGCCACCAAGGCCUCGUUUGCUCUGGACAACCCCAACACGCACACUAAGAUGGUGAAGCUGCAGGCCUGCAUCAAGUACUGUGAGGAGGAUUAUUCUGCUGCCAAGUUGCUGUUGGAGCAGCUGCCUCCAGAUGAUCCAGACUACGUGUUCAACAUGGGCUGUUUGCUGUAUCAGGAGGGCAGACAUGAGGAGGCCUGCAGGAACUUCCUGUCUGCCAUGCAGGUGUUGGGAUACCUGCCAGCGUUGUCCUACAACAUCGCCCUGAGUUACUACAGCCUGAAGAACUACCCCCAGGCCCUGGUCUACAUCACAGACAUCAUUGAACGAGGAAUCACUGAACAUCCAGAGCUGAGCAUCGGGUUAAAGACUGAAGGCAUCGACGUGCACAGUGUGGGGAACACGCUGGUUCUUCAUGAGACAGCCCUCAUCGAAGCCUUCAACCUCAAAGCAGCCAUUGAAUACCAGCUGAAGAACCUGAAAGGAGCUCAGGAGGCCCUGACAGACAUGCCCCCCAGAGCAGAGGAGGAGCUGGACGCAGUGACUCUGCACAACCAGGCUCUAAUAAACAUCGACACAAAGCCUUCAGAAGGGUUUGAGAAGCUGGCCUUCCUCCUGCAGAUGCCCUCCUUCCCCCGGGUCACCUUUGGAAACCUGCUGCUGCUCUACAGCAAACACGAGUAUUUCGACCUGGCAGCUGAUGUGUUGGCAGAAAACGCUCAUCUCACCAUCAAGUUCCUGACCCCGUACGUCUACGAGUUUCUGGACGCGUUGCUGACGUGUCAGACGGCUCCAGAGGAGGCGUUCAGGAAGUUUGAUGAGAUGAGCAGCAGGCUAACGGAGCAGCUCCGCAGGUUGACCAAACAGCUGCAGGAGGCCCGGCUCGCUCGAGAUGAUGAGGUCCAGAAAAAGGUUCUGCAGGAGUACGACCUGAUCCAGGAGAAGUACAUCACAGUCCUCAUGGCCCAGGCCAAGAUCUACUGGAACCGGGAGAACUUCCCGAUGGUGGAGAAGAUCUUCCGUAAGUCUGUGGAGUUCUGCAACGAUGACGACACCUGGAAGCUGAACGUGGCCCACGUUCUCUUCAUGCAGAACAAAUACAAGGAGGCCAUCGGCUUCUACGAGCCCAUCGUCAAGAAGCACUACGAUAAUGUGGAGCAGUGUAACAUUCAGGAGUGUCCCUGCAAGUCCAAAGCUUCGAUCCUGAACGUGAGCGCUGUGGUCCUGGCCAACCUGUGUGUCUCCUACAUCCUGACCAGUCAGAAUGAAGAGGCUGAAGAACUGAUGAGGAAGAUCGAGAAAGAAGAAGAGCAGAACUCUUAUGAUGACCCCAACAAGAAGGUGUUCCACCUGUGCAUCGUUAACCUGGUCAUUGGGACGCUGUAUUGCGCCAAAGGAAACUAUAACUUUGGCAUUUCUCGCGUCAUUAAGAGCCUGGAGCCGUACAACAAGAAGCUGGGGACAGACACGUGGUUUUACGCCAAGCGUUGUUUCCUGUCUCUGCUGGAGAACAUGUCCAAACACAUGAUCAUGCUGCAGGAUGCUGUGGUCCAGGAGUGUCUUCAGUUCCUGGAGCUCUGUGAGGUUUAUGGGAAGGAGGUCCCGGCCUUCAUCGAGCAGCCUCUGGACCAGGUCCAGACCCACAUCGGUAAGAACACAGUUACCUACGAGGCCCGGCUGCUGAAGUCUUUGUUCUACGAGGUGAUCGGAUGGAACAAGUGAGACAGUUAGGACAAACACCAGUUCGUCUUUCUGAGAAAAGAGUGGACACAGAAUUUGUUUGUAUUUAUUUAGUUCUGUUGACAGAAGCUUAGCAUGAAAACACUUUAGUUCUUCAUACAGUUUUUAUGAUAAACUACUUUUAUAUUCUGAGAACUAAAUGUUAUUUAAWAAAAAAAAUGUCUUUACAAAAAACAAA
This is a messenger RNA of Austrofundulus limnaeus, 2295 nucleotides long. RefSeq names its product intraflagellar transport 70 (gene ift70). Gene Ontology annotation, biological process: intraciliary transport. The transcript has 20 exons. Bases 105 to 2099 code for a protein of 664 amino acids. Gene Ontology annotation, cellular component: axonemal microtubule; intraciliary transport particle B. The record is from RefSeq and is a predicted model, not a curated record. Gene Ontology annotation, molecular function: intraciliary transport particle B binding; protein binding. NCBI's taxonomy places the organism in Eukaryota, Metazoa, Chordata, Actinopteri, Cyprinodontiformes, Rivulidae.